AUGGAUUCUGCGCGCUGUCGCCUGGCGAAGCGCGGUGACCUGGCCGCCGCCUCCCCGAGCCAGAGACUCGUCCACAGCUGCCGGAGCAAGCGGAGCGCCGUGGGCGGCUCAAGCCAAGAGGACGGCACGGAUGGGAGAGAUCUCCACCACCUCCACAACCACCACCACCACCUCCACCACCACCUCCACCACCUCCAGCAGCAGCAGCACCACCAGAGCUCUCACCCGGCACCGCGGGAGUCCCUUGACGUGGUGAGGCCGGGCGCGCCGUGCCUGGACGUGGCCGGCCUGCUGGCCUGCGCCGGGUGCUCCGGCCGCGUGCGGCCCCCGAUCCGCCAGUGCCCCCGGGGCCACCUCGCGUGCACCCCCUGCACCGUCGCCGCGGGGCCUUCCCCGCGGUGCCCGGCGUGCUGGGGGCCGGCGGCCGCGGCCAGGAACCUCGCGCUCGAGAGGCUGGCACUCAUGUGCGGGGUCGCCACCUAG
This is a messenger RNA of Lethenteron reissneri (Far Eastern brook lamprey), 483 nucleotides long. RefSeq lists its product as uncharacterized. Lineage: Eukaryota; Metazoa; Chordata; Hyperoartia; Petromyzontiformes; Petromyzontidae. The record is from RefSeq and is a predicted model, not a curated record.